ACUCUAUCAUCUAUUUCUUCAUUUGCAGUGUUGCUCUUCUUUGAAAUCAUGAACAUUUGGAACACCACCACAGAUUUCGUUCUCCUAGGACUCUUUAACCACGCAGGAGCCCACCUGUUUCUUUUUGUGAUGAUUCUGACAAUCGCCUUCACCUCUCUAGUAGGCAAUGCCCUCAUGCUCUUCCUGAUUCACCAGGAUUUCCUGCUCCACACGCCCAUGUACUUCCUCCUGAGCCAACUCUCCCUUAUGGACAUGAUGCUGGUCUCCACCAUUGUGCCCAAAAUGGCUGCUGACUACUUGACUGGCCAGAAGUCCAUCUCCCCUGCUGGCUGUGGGUUGCAGAUCUUCUUCAUCACAUUGGGAGGAGCUGAGUGCUUCCUUUUAGCGUCCAUGUCCUAUGACCGCUAUGUGGCUGUUUGCCACCCACUGAGAUACCCCAUUCUCAUGAGCUGGCAAUUACGCCUGAGAAUGACUGUGGGGUAUUGGUUCCUGGGGGCAGCUGAUGGGCUCAUGCAGGCUGCUGCUACCCUGAGUUUUCCAUUCUGUGAUGCACAUGAGAUAAAUCAUUUCUUCUGUGAAGACCCUACUCUAAUGCAUUUGGCUUGUGCUGACACAGUUAUUUUUGAGUAUUUGAUGUACAUCUGCUGUGUAUUAAUGCUUCUGGUCCCGUUUUCUCUUAUCCUGAUUUCCUAUAGUUUCAUCCUUGCUUCAGUUCUCGAGAAUCAUUCUAGAGAAGUCCACAAGAAGGCUUUUGCUACCUGUUCCUCACAUCUCUGUGUAAUGGGACUGUUUUAUGGAGCUGCUAUUUUUAUCUACAUGAGACCUAAAUCCUACAGGUCAGCUAACUACGAUAAAAUAGUGUCAGUGUUCUAUACUAUAUUUACUCCUUUGUUAAACCCUAUCAUAUACUGUAUGAGGAACAGUGAUGUCAAGGGAGCCCUGAGAAAGUGUAUGGAUCAGUGUGCUGCCUUAAGUCAUCACUAA
Messenger RNA from Lutra lutra (Eurasian river otter), 984 nucleotides. RefSeq names its product olfactory receptor 2T33-like. Bases 49 to 984 code for a protein of 311 amino acids. Gene Ontology annotation, biological process: G protein-coupled receptor signaling pathway. Gene Ontology annotation, cellular component: membrane. Gene Ontology annotation, molecular function: G protein-coupled receptor activity; olfactory receptor activity. The transcript has a single exon. Lineage: Eukaryota; Metazoa; Chordata; Mammalia; Carnivora; Mustelidae. The record is from RefSeq and is a predicted model, not a curated record.